Molecule: messenger RNA, 5442 nt
Organism: Photinus pyralis (common eastern firefly)
Lineage: Eukaryota; Metazoa; Arthropoda; Insecta; Coleoptera; Lampyridae
Product: fatty acid synthase-like
Exons: 22
Coding region: 47-5398 (1783 amino acids)
Biological process (GO): fatty acid biosynthetic process
Molecular function (GO): fatty acid synthase activity; phosphopantetheine binding; oxidoreductase activity
Source: RefSeq, a predicted model, not a curated record
CCGUUUUCCGAAGUGCGACAACAUCGCCGACUACUUCGACGGUCUCAUGGCGAAGCGCGACCUGUUGUCCGAAACGCCGACGGAGUGGUCGACGGAUGUCGCGCGAAUCGGUAGGCUCAACGCGAGGGACAGGUUCGAUUCGGGUUUCUUCGGCGUUCACCGCGCUCAGGCGGAUGCGUCGGAUCCGGGCGGGCGGAUUCUGCUCGAGGCGACACUCGAGGCGAUCGUCGACGCCGGACUCAACCCGUCGGACUUGACCGGGACGAGGACCGGCGUGUUCACGGCGACGGCUCUUCAGGAGAGCGAAGGAUACUGGUUUUACAAGGGACUGGAGUCGCCGCACUUUGGAAUGACGGGUUGUUUGAGGAGCGCCAUGGCGCAGAGGAUCAGCCACUAUUUUCAGCUGGAGGGACCUUCGGUGGGCUUCGAGGUAGCUUGUUGUGGUACCGGUUACGCAUUGGAGCGAGGGCUUUCCUCCAUUUUGUCGGGGAGUUGCGAUCGCGCUAUUGUGGGGGGAGUGAACUUGGCGCUAUCGCCCAGAGUUCUGAAAAUGACUGCACGAUUGGGAAUCUUGGAUAGAUCCGGGGGCAACUACGUGCUCGGAGAGCAGGCUAGCGGCUAUGUCAAGUCGGAGGCAGUCGCCGUAGUCCUCCUCGAAAGGCUUAGAGAUUCCAAAAGGGUUUACGCACAGCUCUUACAUGUCAAAUGCAACUCAGAUGGUUUCAAAGAGGAUAGCAUAGUACACCCUUCGGAAGCAUCCCAACGGGAACUUAUGCAAAGCACCUACCAAGAGGCCCACGUCAACCCGCUCGAAGUUAAUUACGUAGAAUUACACUCAACUGGAACUAAAGCUGGGGAUCCCCAAGAACUCAAAGCUGUAGCAGACGCAUUUUGUGAAGGCCGAAGCUCUCCCUUAAUGAUCGGGAGCGUGAAAUCGAACAUUGGGCAUACCGAGUCAGUUUCCGGCCUCUCCUCCAUGAUAAAGGUCGUCAUGGGGAUGGUGGCCAACCGAAUGCCACCAAACGUCAUCCGUUCCCGGAUCAGGCGAGAUGUACCAGAUAUUAACAACGGGAAGCUUUCCGUAGUAACUAAACCGAUGGAUUUUGAGGGGGAGAAAUUUGCGGGAGUGAACAACUCAGGUUUCGGCGGAACCAACACGCACAUUUUACUCAAGCGGUUUGAUCGAGCAAAACCCCCAGGUUCUUUGGGAGACGAAUUGGUGUGCGUCUCUGCUAGAAACGAGGAGGGCAUGAAAAGAAUACUGAAGAGCAUCAGCAACCACAAUGAUCGGGGCUACUACAGCAUGUUGCGCAACGUCUUCAGGAGGAGCAUUGAUGGAUUCUGCUACCGAGGGUUUGCUGUCAUUAGUGAGGGGAAGGUUUUUACUUCAUACCGAAGGGCGCCGGAGGUAGUGAAACCUCGUUUAGGGCUCACUCUGGCUAACGGCACCGGUGCGGCCCUAUCCGAAAUUGCCGAAUUUCGGAAAAGCAUGGCGAGGUACCACGGAUUGCUAACCAAAUCCGGCGCCCAGACGACGCUCCUCAACUCGGUCGUCUCACAGCUCGCUUUCGUGGACGUGUUGAAGCUGCUGGAACUUCCCAUCGGAUACGUCAGUGCCGCGUCGAGCGGUGCCCUAGCUGGAGGUUAUGCCGAAGGCGCCAUUACAGCCGAGGAAGUCUUAUUCGUGGCAUGUCAGUUUUUGGAUGACGUUUCAGAACCUCGCCUCGGACGAGUAAUGGAGGCACUUGGAGGUAAGGAAGUGGUGUCCCGAUACCUCUUGGAAAAGAUGACGGAAACGGUGGCAACAGGACAAUUACUGUUGCAUGUGGACGACACCACGCAUGCGGUCGUUGAUGUGUCGUCCUUCUUGUUGGCGAUCGGACGCCUUUACGAAGCGGGCCUCGAUCCUAGAAUAGACAAGCUAUACCCAAACGAAUGGCCGGUGAGCUCACCCUCAAUAUCGCCAUUGAUCACGUGGAAUCACGAGGACAGCUUUCAUGUGAUAACCCCCGAAAGCAACGUGGCUCGGGAGAAGUUGGUUGACAUAAAUGGCUUGGACGCCGAGGAGGAUCUCAGUUUCCUGGUGGAUCACAUCUUGGAUGGUCGUAGCAUCGUGCCAACCUCGGCGUAUCUCCAUUUCGUACGGAAAGCGUUUGGCGAAUUGGAGCGGACUUUGAUUUGGCAAAGAGGCGUCGUAAUGAAGAAUAUUCACUUACAUCGCGUCGUGGUCAUCUCGAAGAGCUCGAGCGUGAAGCUCUCAGUGCAAAUUUUUAAAGUGACCAAGCGGUUUGAGAUAUCUCACGGUGGCCAGCUCGUGGUUAGUGGCACGAUUGAAUUCGACACUUCACCAGCCAUUGACUGCAGUACCGGCUUGACAAUCACAAAUCCUCUCUUCCUCAACUCCGUUUACAAGCACCUAGCUCUGUACGGGCAUGAAUACAGAAACGACUUUCGCGGAAUCGAACAGGUCAAUUUCGAAGGUACGGAAGCCCUAGUGAAGUGGGACGGCAACUUGGUGACCUUCCUCGAUCACGUGCUUUCUGUGAGGCAUGUGAGUGGGUGGGACCAAGGCGUUAUAACCGCAAUCGAUCACAUCACCAUAAACCCAACCAGCUGCCAGCCGAAGUGCAGCCAAUUUGUACGUGCACCUCUCGAAUGCACCCUGGUGAAGUCACCGCUCGCUGAAAUCAGAGGAGUCACUUGUUUGCCUAACUCCCAGAAGAUGGGCGCCCAGAAACCCACUUUGGAGACGUACAGGUUUGUUCCGUACCUGGGCCGACUCAGCUAUGACGACGCUAUCCGUGCCACGUUGAAAAUCGUGCUCGAUAACAAAGAACCGGGAUGUCUGAGGGUGGUCGAGAUUCUCGGCGAACGAUUCGACAUCACGCCCAUUCUGAACGAGUACCUGCUCCAACACACUAUCACGGGCAAAUCCGUUAAGGACAUCGCGAGCGACACGGGUCUCGUGGUCGUUUCGACCGCAAAUCUUAAUCUCUCCCAAAUUGUGGAAAAUAUGCAAGAAGGCGCCUUUCUCCUGGUGAAUUGCGGGACCGACGCGCUACCUCGCGUGGACAACGCUGAGGUCAUAUCAAUGCAAGCAACCGGCGACGUUGUGCUUUACCUUCUGCGGAAGAUCACCCGUUACCAACCACCGACGGUGAUUCGUCUCGAGGACGGCUUCGCGUGGAUAGCCCAGCUGCAAGCCGCCCUCGGCGGAAACGACAACAUCGCACUCGUAGUUCAAAACGACUCGUUCAGCGGUAUCCUCGGUCUCGUGCGAACCUUAAGGCUCGAGUACGAGGAUCGGUCGAUUUCGUACGUCUACAUCAUCGACGACGCCCCGAGUUUUCGGCCGGACGACGCUUUCUACAGCGGCCAACUGCGCAAGCGCCUACUUAUGAACGUUUGGAAGGACGGGGAGUGGGGCGGCUACCUGCACCUUCCGUUGGCUACGGAUGGAGGAGUGAAGUGCGAACACGCGGCCGGAGUGGUCGAGAUGGGGAACAUCGCCAGUUUUCGCUGGGUGCAAGCGCCGGCGGCUCCCGAUCGCUUACCCACGGCGAAGGUGAACUACGCGGGGAUGUGUCACAACGAUUUACUCGUUGCAAGUGGUAGGGUUCAUGGCGUUUCAAAAUCCAACGAAGUUGCGCUGGGAUGCGAGUUCUCCGGUAGGACCCCUAGUGGAGAACGAGUGAUGGGAUUGGUAAGGGAUGGUGCUCUGCGUGACGAGGUCGUUCUGGACCCACUGCUCACCUGGCAGGUGCCCGAGCACUGGAGCCUGGACGAAGCGGCUACGAUUCCACUAACCUACUGCGCCGCUCUUUACACGCUAAUUGUGGUGGGAAAACUCAGGAGGGGACAGAGCGUUAUAGUUCACGGAGGCGCCGGGGGAGUUGGCCAGUCUGCAAUCAACAUCGCCAUGGCUUACAAUUGCGCUAUCUUCACCACCGUCGGAACCGUAAAGAAGCGGAAAACCAUGCUCGAACUGUUCCCGAGUUUGCCAGCCGACCACAUCGGCGAGUCUCGCGACGAGAUUUUUGAGCAAUUAGUAAUCCGGAAAACUGGCGGAAGAGGCGUCGAUCUGAUACUGAACUCGUUAGCCAUGGGAGGAACGCGAGCGAGCUUCCGCUGCCUGGCCAAGGGAGGCACCAUGGUCGAAAUUGGCCGAAGCAACGCUCUUAAAAACGAACGUUUCGACCUCGGCUGCACUGCAAACGGGCGCACCGUGGUCGGGGUGGAUAUUGGCGCACUCAAACUGGAGGAUAAACAAGGACUGCAUAAUCUCCUGGCCGAAGGCAUUCGGGUAGGCUACGUCAAACCCAUCACUCGACUGGUCAUUGGUAGAACUGAGACGAAAAGUGGUCUCAGCCACCUGGAGCAGAGCUCGCACAUCGGUAAAGUGAUUGUCAAGGUCAAGGACGAAGAGAAACCGGAACCCUUCCGUGCAAUCCCCAGGUUCUACUGCGACCCCUCCAAAGUGUAUGUCAUAGUCGGCGGCCUCGGAGGUUUCGGUUUGGAGCUUGCCGAUUGGCUAGUCGCCCGAGGUGCGAGAGCCCUCGUGCUGGUCACGACUCGUCUAACACUGACCGAUUACCAAAGCUUCAAAGUGGGGGUUUGGAGGCGCGCAGGCGUGACGGUGGAAAUCGACCGUCAAGAUCUGCGAACGUUGGACGGAUGCGAGCGGUUGGUAACCGAAUUCAGUCACUUAGGGGAGAUUGACGGUAUCUUCAACGUGGCCGUCGUUUUGAAUGACGCCCUCUUUGAGAAUCAGACGGUCGAGAAGUUCCAGGCGUCGUUUGCGCCCAAAGCCCUCAUUACCAGGAACCUGGACGUCGUCUCCAGAAGGUCACUUGUAAAUUUGAGGUGGUUUGUGGUGUUCUCUUCGGUCAGUUGUGGCAAAGGUAAUGUUGGACAGAGCAAUUACGCUAUGGCAAAUGCGGUUAUGGAACGAGUCUGCGAGGUCCGACGGAGGGACGGCUACCCGGCGGUUGCGAUUCAGUGGGGCGCGGUUUUGAACGUUGGGUUACUGGAAGGUGACCCAAGAGGGCCUUUGACUCCCGUUGGUGGGACCACCCGACAAAAGGUCUCCGUGUACCUUCAGGCGUUGGACGCACUACUGAAGCAAGGCGACGCUGUUGUCACGUGCAGUGUGUUGCCUACUUUGGAAACCAAUGACCUUUCACCCAUCACAGAUAUCGUUUCAGAAGUUGCACUAGCUAUGGGCAUCUACUUCGAGCACGUAAGUUUGAAUACAACAUUCGCUGAAUUGGGAAUGGAUUCCAUCAGUGGAGUUCAGGUGCAACAGUUGCUCGAAGACAAACUCGGCAUCGUCAUAUCGAUUCCCAAGCUUAGAAAGGUAACGCUCUAUCAACUUACGGAGGGUACCUUGGGAAACUGAACAGCUGAACAAUGACCCAGAAAUGACAACAAAAUAAAAUCGCU